AGUAGCACUACAACAAAUAUAGGUAUUCAUAGCAGAUUAAGAUAGCACAAUUUUCCUAACUGCUAUGGAAAGGUAUUUGGAAGUCUGCCUCGCAAAGUUAUAGCACUUUACUUAUGCUAUGCCGAAAAUUCGGUAAAGUGAAAAAAAAAACUCACUAAUCACCCAAGUUUUUAGAAUAAGCGCCAACACUUAGUGAAAAAAAUGGAUUUAGGCGGUAUGUUUUAAGAACAUAUACUUUUCAUAGCAUUAAAAAAAAAAAAGAAAGGGAUCGGAUUUACUUACCUCGUUCUCUCCGUCUUCCCUUUCUUCUCCACCUCCAUCGAGCUCAAAGCUCUAUCCACCAUCUCCGACUCGUUUCUCCAUCUUCCCUUCCUCUCUACAUCCUCUCUCCACCAUCUACGACUCCAUCGCCCACCAACCCUUCCUCCCCACAUCAUCUCUCCACCAUCUCCGCCGCGUUUUCUCCAUCUUCCAUUCCUCUCCACAACCUCUCUCCACCAUCUCCGCCUCGAUCUCUCAUCUUUCACCAUCCGUAAUCUCGUCGCUCAUCCUAACAGAGUAUACAAUUGGAUUCAGCCAUCAUCAUCUCCAAUUUCAAAUCCGAGACUCUAAUUUAAGAGUGAGGUCUUAAAUUCAAUUGAUCCAAGUUGUGCAUGUAUAUAGGUCUUAGUUUUGAUUGAUUGAAGUUGUGAAAGUAAAUAGGUGUUAGAUUCGAUUGAUUCAAGUUCUGAUUAAUUUCAUUGUUAUCGGUUCAUAUUUGUUUCCAUUAAUCAGUUCUUUUUUUGUUUUGCAGGUGCGGGUUCGUGACUUCACAAGCUUGCGUCUUCUAUAUUCUGUCGAGUUUGUUGCAGGAAAGCCAUGGCUAAAGGAAAAAGGGGAUCAAAGAAAAGGAAGAUGAUUGUGCACGAUGAUGAGCCUGAAUUUAUCCGCACCAUAUAUACUAAAGAAACGCAAGAUGAGAAGCAGAUAGAGGGAUCACAGCCUGAAGACACACAGCCGGAAGUGCAGCCUUGGGACACACAGCAGGAGAUUCCGCCUCUGGACACACAGCCGAAUAUGCAGCCUUGGGACACACAGCAAGAGAUUCCGCCUCUGGAAACACAGCAGGAAUCGCAGCCUCAAGACACACAAGAGAAAGAAUCCGAAGGUGCAAAGGCUCAUGUCGAUGGUGCUAAGUCUACUGAUGAGGGUACUGAUACUGUUCAGCCGAACAAUAAAAAACGACGAGGACCAACGAAGAUGAAAGAUAUUGCGAGAGAUCCUAAUGCACGGAUCAAGGUGGAUUUCACAGCAUUUGGAGAACCCUGUGGAGAAGGAUCAGUUAAGCUCUCUUCGUACUUAGGUCCCUUGGUGAGGGAACAUGUUCCUGUGGUGAUAGAUGAUUGGAGAAAAAUAGGCGACGACCGGAAAACUGUUCUAUGGAAAUCUGUUCAGUUACGUUUUGAACUGGAUGGAGAGUACGAGAAAGCGGCAGUUAUGAAACAGAUGGGAUGCAUAUGGAGGGCCUCUAAAUCACGCUUGGUUAAUCAGAUUCUGAAUGCUGAAAAUCACACAGAGCGUUUGAAGUUGAGGCCAGAUAAUAUUCAACUUGCAGAGUGGAAGAAGUUUGUGAAAGAGAAGACUAGUAAAGAGUUCAGGGCUGUUAGGGAGUCGUACAAGGAAAGAAGACGUAAGCAGAUUCCUCACACAUGUAGCCGUAAAGGAAUGGUUAGAUUGGCAGAAGAUUUAAAAAAGGAUGGCACUGAAGUGACGAGACUGAAUGUGUGGGUGAAGUCACGAACUAAAAAGGAUGGCACUGCAGUAAACACAGAUGCUGCUGACAAAAUAGAAAAGGCUACUGAGUUUAUUCGGUCUGACCAUCAAGGAUCAUCAUCAUCAAACCCAAAAGAAGAUACUCUUACUCAGAUCUUGGGACCUGACAAUCCUGGACGAUUGAGGGCUAUGGGUAGAGGAAUGAGUGUGAGCAAACUGGCUUUUUUCGAAGUGAAGAACAAGUAUGUGACUGAAAUGCAACAGACACAAAAUAAGUUGAAGCAGCAGGUCGAAGAAUUGCAAGAGGCUCUUGCUAAAAUGAAUAGUCGAAGGCCAGAAUCGGAAGAGGGUGAGAAUUCAGCACCAAGAAGUGUGACGAAUAAUUGGACACCACAGCCUAAGUGUAUCCUAUAUGAUUGGUGUGACAAGGAAUGCAAAGUAGCCGAGGGUCGUUUUCUGUCAUCGGAUGAAAUGGAGUUUGUUAACAAUGUGCCAUUGGGCCCUAAUUCAGUUAAGGUGGUAGUUGAGACGGCUAUUGAAGUAGAUGCAUUUCUUUGGAGACCGGCGCCAAAAAUUUACACUAUUGGUCAGGCUGUAGGAGAAACAGUUGCGUGGCCUCAAGAUUCUCUUCUUGUUCUUGACGAGGAGAUCGAUCCAGAUCACAUUCUUGGUAAAAGCCCUGAGACAGUAGAGAAGAACAACUGCAAACUUCUACAUUGGUUAACACAGGAUGAAGAAACAGUUGCUGAAGGUCGUUGGGAGAGUCGUGAUCCCAAAGCCUUGGUGGAUGGCCUUCCUCUUGGACCAAAUGCUGUGAAAGUAUAUGUAGAUGCGGUGACGUUACCUCAGACUUUUCUUUGGAGGCCAACAGAAAAACACUCAACCCUCGGUGAUUGUUUGAAGUCGUAUGUAGCAUGGCCUCUCAGCAGAGUUUCAUUCGACAGUUUAAACUCUGAGUCACCAGCUACAGAAUCUCCUAUUACGCAGUCACAAGUACACACUCCACCGGCUCCUGCUAAUAUUUUAAAACCAGUGGCACAAACUCCUUCAAGCUCUCGGAAGAUUGUGAAAGAAGGUCAGAAGUGCAAACUGCUCGACAUUACCGGUCAGAAAGUUGUUGUUGCAGAAGGACGCUGGUCUUCAAACAACCCAGAACAGUUAGUGCAUUUUGUUCCUUUGGGAAAAAAUGCAGUUCGUGUGUGGGUUGAUGUAGUCAAGGUGGAUGAUGCCAUGGUUUGGAGGCCUACAUCUGCAAUCGAGUGUAUGGAGGAUGCUAUUGGUACCACUAUAGCAUGGCCUGAAGACAAGGUUGUCAUCGUGUGAGGAUGAAUAAGAACGUAUGGUCUUCUAUUUUCAUUGCUUUAGAACUUAUGAACUUAUGGUACUUAGUGCAAAUGACACUUGUGUUCUUACUUUUGAACUUAAUUAUGAUAUGGUAUUUCUAUUAUGAAAUUUCAGACUUUGUUUACUU
Molecule: messenger RNA, 3223 nt
Organism: Brassica napus (rape)
Lineage: Eukaryota; Viridiplantae; Streptophyta; Magnoliopsida; Brassicales; Brassicaceae
Exons: 10
Coding region: 859-3075 (738 amino acids)
Source: RefSeq, a predicted model, not a curated record